GUUCAUCUUCUCAUGUACAUAGCUGCCCAAUACCUACCAUGAUACAGGCCCAAACAAGAGGGCAGGUUGUGCAGGGGGUGCAGGCGUAUGGCCUGGCCCCCGGUGCACGGAAAAUGAUUGAUGCUGAAGAAGCGGCGGCCCAGCUGGCGAUGCAGACCGGCCUGUACGGUGUGUGGCGCAGCGCCAAGGGCACCGACUGCACCCGCAUCGGCCCCACGGCCCGCUGCUUCUGCAAUCACCCCUUCUCGGAGCACUUCUUCGUGUCGCCCAAGUCGCCCUACCCCAUCUGCAAGGGGUGCUCCUGCCGCGGCUUCGCCUUCAUUCCCUCCCGGCCUGAGGAAGUCGGCGAGUGGUGGCUGCCACGCCGGAAGGGCUUCAACGUGCACACCUGGCGCGCCAAGUGCCGCUGCGGCCACGGCCACGACGAACACGACCCGCACACACGCCGCUGCCGCUGCGGCUGCCCCGUCUUCACCUCCAACUUCGCAUGCCUGGUGCGUGUGUGUGUGUGGGUGUGUGGGUGUGUGUGUGUGUGCGUAGGUGGGUGUGGGUGUGGGUGUGGGUGUGGGUGUGGGUGUGUGUGGGUGUGUGCGUAGGUGGGUGUGGGUGUGGGGGUGGGUGUGGGGGUGGGGGGUGGGUGGGUGGGUGGGUGUGUACGUGUGUGUACGUGUGUGUACGUGUGUGUACAUGUGUAUACAUGUGUGUGUGUAUGUGUGUGUGUGUGUGUGUGUUUCUGGGUGUAUGAGUUUGUGUGUGUGGAGGGGGGGUUG
This is a messenger RNA of Chlamydomonas reinhardtii, 770 nucleotides long. RefSeq lists its product as uncharacterized. The coding region runs from base 39 to 596 and encodes 185 amino acids. The record is from RefSeq and is a predicted model, not a curated record. Lineage: Eukaryota; Viridiplantae; Chlorophyta; Chlorophyceae; Chlamydomonadales; Chlamydomonadaceae. The transcript has 4 exons.